CAGGGAUGCCCCUUCUGGGUUGACGUAUGCAUAUUUAUCAAAUGAGUGUGCACCUGAAUUGAGUCCUGGCCUCCAUUUGUCUUCCAUUCCAUCAUCAGUCACGAGCAACACUGAUAACCUUUCAGUAGAAAGAAAAACAUUUGCCUCAAGUUUUACUCUCUCAGAAAAUAUAUCUAGAGGAAAGGCUGGUAACUCUACAUCAUCUGUUAAACAUGGAUUCAGUUCUCAAAUGUUAACUUCAAAGAAGAAAGACAAUGUGAAGGAUUUCUCUCAUUUUACUUUUCUUCCUGAGGAAUAUGACAUAGUCUUGUGUGUUGAUAAUGCUGAGACAACUGGUGGAUCUACUGGAGGAAAGCGAAGCACUAAGGACAUUAUUAUUAAUGAACUGAACCGACAUGGGAUUAAGUACAGUGUGAGAAAACUACAUGUUGGUGACUUUGUCUGGGUGUGUCAAGAGCGACACUCACCAACUUCUGCUCACAGCACCAUGACUGAGCAACCACGAGAACUGGUGUUGCCUUACAUCAUUGAGCGCAAAAGAAUGGACGAUCUGGCCUCGAGCAUCAAAGAUGGAAGAUUCCAUGAGCAGAAGUUUCGCCUCAAGAGGUGUGGCCUCUCAAAGCCUCUGUAUCUUGUGGAGGAAUAUGGCAGUCAGAAUCUCAGCCUGCCUGAGGCUACAUGCCUUCAGGCGGUCGUCUACACACAGAUCGUUGAUGGUUUUACAGUGAAGGUCACCAAGGGUAAAGCAGUGAGUAGCAUUCUUCACAAGGAUGUUGAGAGUCAGAGAGAAGAGAUGCUGAACCAUGGCACUACUGAGACAUCAUUAAUGACUUUUAUGCAGUUUAAUGCAGCAUCUGUAAAAAACCAUCAACUAACAGUUAGAGAGAUGUUUGCUAAACACCUGCUGCAGAUACACGGUCUUAGUGUCGAUAAAGUCCUGCCGAUUGUUGAUCAGGUAAUGUGAUGCAUGAUUUGUUAUUAAACUGAAGAAAAAAGGUACAUAGUAUGACCUUUUAAAUGAAAACAAA
Cherax quadricarinatus is the source of this 1028-nucleotide messenger RNA. The record is from RefSeq and is a predicted model, not a curated record. Lineage: Eukaryota; Metazoa; Arthropoda; Malacostraca; Decapoda; Parastacidae.